Molecule: messenger RNA, 339 nt
Organism: Telopea speciosissima
Lineage: Eukaryota; Viridiplantae; Streptophyta; Magnoliopsida; Proteales; Proteaceae
Product: putative cytochrome c oxidase subunit 5C-4
Exons: 2
Coding region: 68-265 (65 amino acids)
Source: RefSeq, a predicted model, not a curated record
CCUACAAUAAAACACUUCUUCGGUAACUUGGGGGGGAAUCAAGAAGACCUAACAGAACGAAUUAAACAUGGCUGCUACCCAAAAGAUUGGUCAUGCGGUUUAUCGGGGUCCAAGUGUGAUGAAGGAGAUCUUCUAUGGGCUGACUCUUGGCCUUAUGGCAGGGGGAUUGUGGAAGAUGUACCACUGGAACGUCCAGAGGAGAACAAAGGAGUUCUAUGAUAUGCUUGAAAAAGGUGAAAUCAGUGUGGUGGUUGAGGAUGAGUAAGGCUAUAUUUCUCUUUCUUGGUUUAUAACAUUACCUCUGUUGGAAGAAAUUUGAGAUUUUUGAAGCUUUCUCAU